GAAUGUCACAGGAAGUCCAACUUCUACCGAGUGCGCAUGGGCGGAUCUGUUUAAAGUCCUAACUUUGUUUUUCUAUUUGAAAGUUUUGGAAACGGGGACAACGUUUGUUAAGUUUUUUUUUUUUUUAAACUAGAAGACGAUGAGCUUGGAGAUGCGCCAUCUGGCUUCUGCCACGUUUGGCAAAGGAACUGAACAUAACGAAACUGGUAACUGCCAUAACCAACCACAGGAAAGCGUAGUGUUCCAGGGGCUGAGCUUUGGAGGCAUACAUGUUGUACUUCUUAUAUAUUUUAUUUUGUUUUUGGUCCUUCUAGGAAUCUUUGCCAUCAUAAGGAGGACUUUAUGGGAUUAUGGACGACUCGCAUUGGUGUCUGAUACUGAUAGUUAUACAGGAACUUCACACAGACGAUAUGCAAGGCUCACUUCAACAAAUGAAGAACUUGAACAAGACAAUAAGGGAUUUUGUUCUUGGAUUACAUUUGUCUUCCUAAUGGACGAAGACACAGUUAGAGAGAAAUGUGGCAAUGACGCCUUGCACUACCUGUCCUUCCAGAGGUACCUCAUUGGCCUUCUAGUGGUUUUCAGCAUCACAUCUGUUGCUAUUAUCCUGCCUGUUAACCUCACAGGAGAUUUAUUAGACAAUGACCCUUAUAGUUUUGGGAGAACUACAAUAGGAAACUUGAGCAAAAACAACAAACUUCUGUGGCUUCAUACUGUAUUUGCAGUUUUGUAUCUCAUUCUAACAGUAAUAGCAAUGAGACACCACACAUCACAGAUGAAAUAUAAGGUCAAUGACUCUGUGAAACGUACCUUAUUUAUAAGUUCCAUAUCAAAAGAUGCAAAUAAAGAAUCUAUCAACGGGUACUUUAAUGAGGCUUACCCAGAAUUUAACAUCUUAGAAGUCAGUAUGUGCUAUGAUGUUGCAAAACUAAUCUAUCUGGCCCAAGAAAGGAAGAGGGCAGAAAAGAAUUUAAUCUAUUACAAAAAACGAUUGGAACAAAAAGGGGAGGUUGCAACAAUCAACCCCAGGCCUUGUGGUUACCUGUGCUGCUGCAGCCUCAAGGGGUGUGAGAGGGUGGAUGCCAUUGAUUACUACACCAGUGCUGAGAAGAAAAUGGAGGAAGAGUACAUGAAGGAGAAAGAAACUGUUUCCUCCAAGCCUCUGGGAAUGGCAUUUGUGACUUUGGAGAAUGAAACAAUGGCAACUUGUAUUCUUAAAGACUUCAAUGCCAUCGUCAUCAGUGGCUGUAGAUGCAAAAGAGAGCUAAAGGCCUCUUCUUACAGUAAACAACUUGACGUACAGAACUGGUCCGUCACCUAUGCACCUGAUCUGCGGAAUAUUUACUGGGAGAACAUCUCAGUGCAGGGCAUGGGCUGGUGGAUCAGGUGUCUGUGUCUCAACUUCUUCCUCUUUCUUUUGCUCUUCUUCCUCACCACACCCUCCAUUAUCAUCAGCACCAUGGACAGAUUCAACAUCACCCUGCCCAGAAGCUAUCGAAACAAUGCGAUUAUAAGCCAGUUUUUUCCCACACUCCUCCUGUGGUCCUUCUCUGCUCUUCUACCCACUGUUGUGUACUAUUCCACAUUAGGUGAAUCUCAUUGGACAAGGUCAAAUGAGAACAGGAUGACCAUGCACAAAUUGUACUUUUUUCUGAUCUUUAUGGUAUUGAUACUUCCCUCCCUGGGUCUCACUAGUUUAGACUACUUCUUUCAGUGGUUGUUUGAUACAACAUUUUUGUCUACUGGCAAAGUCAGGUUUGAAUGUGUAUUCCUUCCUAACCAGGGUGCCUUCUUUGUGAAUUACGUUAUUGCCUCCGCCUUCAUCGGGAGUGGAAUGGAGCUGCUGCGUCUGCCAGGCCUGCUCAUGUACACCAUCCGCAUGGCCAUGGCGAGGUCAGCAGCUGAGAGGAAGUAUGUGAAACAGCACCAAGCCACUGAGGUUGAGUAUGGAGUGAUGUAUGCCUGGAUGCUGUGUGUCUUCACUGUCAUCAUGGCUUACAGCAUAACCUGUCCUUUAAUUGUUCCUUUUGGUCUACUGUACAUGCUGUUGAAACAUGUGGUUGACAAGCACAAUCUAUAUUUUGCGUACCUGCCAGCCAAACUCGAUAGGAAGAUCCACUAUGGGGCUGUAAACCAGGCAUUGGCCGCACCAAUCAUCUGCCUCUUCUGGCUCUACUUUUUCUCAGUCCUGAAGACAGGAUUUCUGGCAAUAACUUCCCUUUUCACCCUCAUAGUUCUGUGCAUCACCAUUUUUAUUUGUUUAACUUCUACCUGCUUUGGACACUUCAAGUAUCUGAGUCCACAUAAUUACAAGAUUAAGGAAAACUUGGAUGAAACGGACAAUGUUGCAGCAGGGAUUUUUGAAUCUGCAAUGUAUGUGCCAAAGGUUCUGCAAACCCCACAGAAUGAGUCAACUCCCUUGGAUCACAAAGGUCAGCAGUCAUACGGAACUGUGGAGGACAACAUCCAAACAGCAGAGGACUUGGACAAAAUCUACUUGGUAGAGUAAGGAGGCACGGACUCCUGUGGCUCAGCUGGGCAUUUACCUACAGUGGACAGUAGAUGUCGAAACUGCACUUUUUGUAUGCCAAAGAAAGAAUUCAGGAUUUAACAUUACAAGUACAAGUUUCAUAUAAUUUGUGUCCAAAAGAUAGGAAAGUGAAAUGUAUUUCUCUGAAAAAUGGUUCCCUUUUCUGCAUCAAAAAGCAGCAUUUUUAUAUUGGUAUAACAGUUUUUGUUACAAUUUUUCUGACCACACUGCAAGAUGCACAACCAGCAUUGGAGCACAAGAGCAGACAAAGAUAUAAUCCAUGGGUAGAAUGGUACUCUGAGAUGGUAACAGUAUCAAUGUGCCACGGUACCAUAUCCAUACCAUUGUGCUACAGCACCAUGACCUUGUGAAACAUUUAUUCCAUUGUAUUGCAAAUGCGGUGGUGAUGUCUCUCUUAAAGGUUUCUUCCUGACAAUAACUGCUGUUAUAUAGGGGAGCAGUCACAGGGAGAUACAGUUUUGGACUAUUUAUGAGAUAUGUGACCAUAAUUUGAUUAUUGAUUUAGAAUACUUAUUUAGAAUAAAUGGACAGACUCAAAGUUUAUCACAUUUCCGACCUAUAAAAAUAAACUGUUGACAUAAUUGUAAAGGGACCAGUGCAGUAACUAAUGAUUUCAAUCUCAAUCUCGUGGGAAAUCUAGACACAUCCCUCACUCUCUUGUAUUUUCAUGGUUGUUUUUGUUUGGGAGUCAACUUUCUUGAAAUGACAUCAGCAUAGGGAGUAGAAGUAUGGUACAGUGCCAUUCCACAUUCAAGUUUCUUUUCGUAAUAACUCAUGGACCAAGUUGUAAUCCAUUGAUAAACUUGUUACAAUACAGAACCGCGCUGUGUAUUGUAACAAUGUACAGGGAAACACUAUAUUAAACCAUUAGAUCCGAGUGCAUUUUUAUUGCAUCUAGUGAAAAGGGAAUGUGUUGUGGUCUGACCCAGGAUACAAUAAAUUAAAAAUAAAUAAAUAAAUAAAUAAAAUUGAAUAAAGAGCUGAAUAAGUAAAUAAUGCACACCCUACUGACUGAAUGUUUGGCUAUAGAGUUGCUUAAAAUUGUGUACAAAAAAAGUUCAACUGUUUUGUAUUUAUUUUUUGAAAAUGUGUUCAUGUCAACAUUUAACAAGGUGUUGUUUUGUGCUGUGCCACUUUAACAGUACAGAUGUGCCAUUUUGCCAAUUGAAUCAGUUUUAAAGCCAUAUUGCCUAGCCAUGUUUCUCAUACAUUGCUACCCAAGAGGUAGUUAGCUGUGCAUCAAAUGGUUAUUUUCUCUUAAGGGUAUAUUGAUAACUCAAUUUGAAUAAAUAUGAAGACAUUUGCACAAAUUUACAUUUUUAAAAAAGGCCUUUUGAUUUUCAUCCUUUUAUUUUAAUUGUAUAAUGCACUGCUUCUAAGGGGCCACAAAAAUAUUGUGUCAAUAAUAAAGACCCAACAAGUCCAUUGCCACAGAUGAGACUUUAUUGUCAUUAAAGCAUAGGUUUUAUCAGCUCAACAUAUGAGGAACAUUUUGUUUGCUUAUUAAAAAUAAGUCUCUUCAACCACUCCACAUUAGAGGGACAAAGUACUUUUUAGUAAUGUAUUUGCAAUCUAGAUUGCUGCAGUUCUAACAAUAAUACAAACACAUUUUAACUUCUCUUUGCUGUAAUACUAUUUAAUCACAAGAGGGCAGUGUGUCCCUGUGAAUCCAUAAUUAUACAUAAUUUAUAAUUCACCUAUUGUAUUGCCUUUCCCCUUACAUUGACAUCCGGACUGUUUCUAUAUACAUUUGUAAAAUAUGAUUUUGUAUUUCUGUAUAUAUUAUUAAUCAUGAAGGAAUACCCUAAUACCCUAAUUACAUUAAUCUCCAGAAAUAUGACUUUUGCCACGAUGUCAGGUUCAUAAGAAGUUUGUUAUGUAGACCUAUACCUUUUGAAAAAGUAUUUUUUUAAAGUUCUAUUAUAAAAGUAGUGUGUGUCUUGGUAAUUGAAGACCUGCAGCUUGUGGCUGUCAGGAUGACACAAAUCUUGAACUGUUACCUAAAAAUUACAGGGCUGACUAAUGGGAAUGUACUGUAUUCAUUCGCUGUAUAUGUUGGCUAGAUAAGCCACAGCAAGGAACCAACUGGGAAAAAGCAGUUUCUUUCAAUCUGGGAUAUUAAUAAUGCAUUUUGUAACUGUAUAACCCCUGAUGUUUCCUUGGGGGCGAUUACCCCAAUUCUAUAGCUGUCUGGAGCACAAACAAUAUAUCAACAUUAAAAAAUACUUUACAUUUUAAUGAAAAAGGAGACCACUGUGCAAGAAUGCUGAAAAAACAAAAUAAUAAAAGAAUGUCUUCCCCCUUUCACAGCCUCUUAUUGUUGAAAAAAAAAACAAUGUAACCAGCGAUGCAGCAGACACCAAGACCAGAACAUGACAUUUCAGCCACUACUGGUUGUUCAACAGUUAAAAAUUGAUAGAGAUCAGGCGGCAUUCGAGUAUGAUUACAAUGGACGGGUAACCGGUUUCUCAUGUACUCCUAGUAUCAUACCUAUCCUUUAUAUAAUUGUUAUUUAAGGUAACAUUCUACCUUGUCCUUUUAACUAACCUUUGUAUACUGUGAUCACUACCAGAUGUAAAUCUAGCUGCUUAAAUGUAUUAAAACCAGUAUCGGUCUGGUGUUUGUUGAAAACGUGUAAUAUGACUCAACUCCAGUGAACAAAUCUGCCUCCUACUCACCUUUUUGAUUAAUGUCAAUGCAUGCACAAAAUUUAAUUUGCACCCAAGUGAUAGGUUUACCAUGGUCUCCAUCUCAGGGUAGCCCACCCACAGACCCAGACCUAGAAUUUGAUCACAAACACCUGCACGGUGUACGUUUUAAUGGGAAAGGACAAACUCCUAUAUGCUCAUGUGUUUGUGACAGAUCAAGACAAGGUUGGUGUAAGUUUGACCUAGAUAAUUGAAGCAUGACUGGCUGGUGAAACAGUAGAGUCUGGUCUAAUGAAAAUUUAAAUGAAGUUGCAAUAGCUGGGCAUGGUUUAUAUAGCACACAUUUGGUUGAAGCUUUUAGGGGAGUUGUUUUUUUAACAUAGGCCUGUUUGCCUGAGUACCUUUACCUGGAU
Polyodon spathula (Mississippi paddlefish) is the source of this 5612-nucleotide messenger RNA. RefSeq names its product transmembrane protein 63A (gene tmem63a). The record is from RefSeq and is a predicted model, not a curated record. Bases 140 to 2509 code for a protein of 789 amino acids. NCBI's taxonomy places the organism in Eukaryota, Metazoa, Chordata, Actinopteri, Acipenseriformes, Polyodontidae. The transcript has 24 exons. Gene Ontology annotation, molecular function: calcium-activated cation channel activity; nucleic acid binding. Gene Ontology annotation, cellular component: plasma membrane.